AUGAAGCUGCUCCUGGCCCUAGCAGGGCUCCUGGCCAUUGCGGCCUUGCCCCGGUCCUCUGACGGUGCCACUCCAGCUGUGCUGGGGGAGGUGGAGACCUCGGUGGUGCUGAGCUGCAUGGAGGAGGCCAAGCGACUAGUGGACAAGGCCUACAAGGAGCGGCGGGAAAGCAUCAAGCAGCGGCUUCGCAGAGGCUCGGCCAGCCCCAUGGACCUCCUGUCCUACUUCAAGCAGCCAGUGGCAGCCACCAGGACAGCUGUGAGGGCCGCUGACUAUCUGCACGUGGCCUUGGGGCUGCUGGAGAGGAAGCUGCGGUCCCUGCUGCCAGGGCCCUUCAAUGUCACUGACGUGCUGACACCCGCUCAGCUGAGAGUGCUGUCCACGGCGAGUGGCUGCGCCUACCAGGACGUGGGGGUGACGUGCCCAGAGCGGGACAAGUACCGCACCAUCACGGGACACUGCAACAACAGACGCAGUCCCACUCUGGGGGCCUCCAACCGGGCCUUUGUGCGCUGGCUGCCGGCCGAGUACGAGGACGGCUUCUCGCUGCCCUACGGCUGGACGCCUGGAGUCAAACGCGGUGGCUUCGCGGUGCCACUGACCCGCGCCGUCUCCAACGCGAUCGUGCGCUUCCCCACCGAGCAGCUGACGAUGGACCGCGAGCGCUCCAUCAUGUUCAUGCAGUGGGGCCAGUUCCUCGACCACGACCUGGACUUCACGCCCGAGCCGGCUGCGCGGGUCUCCUUCAUCACUGGCCUCAACUGCGAGACCAGCUGCCUGCAGCAGCCGCCCUGCUUCCCCCUCAAGAUCCCGCCCAAUGACCCCCGCAUCAAGAACCAACGCGACUGCAUCCCCUUCUUCCGCUCCUGCCCGGCCUGCACCGCAAGCAACAUCACCAUCCGCAACCAGAUCAAUGCGCUCACCUCCUUCGUGGACGCCAGCAUGGUGUACGGCAGCGAGGACCCCCUGGCCGCCAAGCUGCGCAACCAGACCAACCAGCUGGGACUGCUGGCCGUCAACCAGCGCUUCCGCGACAACGGCCGGGCCCUGCUGCCCUUCGACACCCUGCACGACGACCCCUGCCUCCUCACCAACCGCUCCGUGCGCAUCCCCUGCUUCCUGGCAGGGGACACCCGCGCCAGCGAGAUGCCUGAGCUCACGUCCAUGCACACCCUCUUUGUGCGGGAGCAUAACCGGUUGGCCACCCAGCUCAAGCGCCUGAACCCCCGCUGGAGUGGAGAGAAGCUCUACCAGGAAGCCCGGAAGAUCGUGGGGGCCAUAGUGCAGAUCAUCACUUACCGGGACUACCUGCCCCUAGUGCUGGGGCCAGGAGCCAUGAGGAAGUACCUGCCGAGGUACCGAGGCUACAAUGACUCCGUGGACCCACGCAUCGCCAACGUGUUCACGAACGCCUUCCGCUACGGCCACACCCUCAUCCAGCCCUUCACAUUCCGCCUGGACCACAAGUACCGGCCCACGGGGCCCAACUCCCGUGUCCCACUCAGCACGGUGUUUUUUGCCACUUGGAGGGUAGUGCUGGAAGGCGGCAUUGACCCCAUCCUCCGGGGCCUCAUGGCCACCCCUGCCAAGCUCAAUCGCCAGAAUCAAAUCGCGGUGGACGAGAUCCGGGAGCGGUUGUUUAAGCAGGUCAUGAGGAUCGGGCUGGACCUGCCUGCUCUGAACAUGCAGCGGAGCAGGGACCAUGGCCUUCCAGGGUACAAUGCCUGGAGGCGCUUCUGCGGGCUCCCGCAGCCCAGCACAGUGGGUGAGCUGGGCACGGUGCUGAAGAACCUGGACCUGGCGAGGAAGCUGAUGGCGCAGUACGGCACGCCCAACAACAUCGAUAUCUGGAUAGGGGGCGUGGCCGAGCCCCUGCAGCCCGGAGGCCGCGUGGGCCCGCUCCUCGCCUGCAUCAUUGGUACCCAGUUCAGGAAGCUCCGGGAUGGUGAUCGGUUUUGGUGGGAGAACAGGGGCGUGUUCAGCACGCAGCAGCAGCGGGCCUUGGCCAAGGUCUCCUUGCCCCGCAUCAUCUGCGACAACACAGGCAUCACCACCGUGUCCAAGAACAACAUCUUCAUGUCCAACUCCUUCCCCCGGGACUUUGUCAACUGCAGCUCUCUGCCUGUUUUGGACCUGGCUUCCUGGAGGGAGAGGGCCUAG
Lepus europaeus (European hare) is the source of this 2160-nucleotide messenger RNA. RefSeq names its product myeloperoxidase (gene MPO). Gene Ontology annotation, molecular function: peroxidase activity; heme binding. The coding region runs from base 1 to 2160 and encodes 719 amino acids. Gene Ontology annotation, biological process: response to oxidative stress. The transcript is spliced from 12 exons. Lineage: Eukaryota; Metazoa; Chordata; Mammalia; Lagomorpha; Leporidae. The record is from RefSeq and is a predicted model, not a curated record.